Spirometra erinaceieuropaei is the source of this 2441-nucleotide messenger RNA. The record is from the annotation of a GenBank genome assembly. NCBI's taxonomy places the organism in Eukaryota, Metazoa, Platyhelminthes, Cestoda, Diphyllobothriidea, Diphyllobothriidae.
AUGAUUGCGUCUCCUGUAAGCAAACGUAGCUCAAGAACGUCCUACUUGCUCAUUCCACUUUUUCCUACUCUCUCCUUACAUGAAAGUUUGGACUCCUGUCUGUUUUUCAUCAAUUGUGGGAGCGCUAUAGUUCACGGUAGUUAUAACCAUUGCGUUUGAGGACCAUAUUUAUUUGUAGUUCUUAGUCUUUUAAAAAUAGUCGUAUAUCUUUAACACGCAGACCUCAUUUCUUCCACUUCAUCCUAUUUCGGAGCGGACUACGAGCUCCGCUUAAGGGCUUUUUGGGUUCUUGUAACUACGGCAUGUUCUGAAAUACAGAGCAAGUACGGCCUGUCCUCAUUCCAUUCAUUUAUUUGUAGUGCAUGGCAUGAGCCGUAAAGCCAAAUUUGCGCAUGAAUGUUCUAUUUCCUGGUAACCAGUGUCUUAGAAAAUUCCAUUGAUGCAGAUGUGCUCAAGGUAUUAGUUCCAUACCGUUGGCUUCAAAGUCAUCUUGACAUUGGCCACUCGGCUGGAGGUUACUUUACUCUUGGUUUUUACUUUGUUUUGAGUAGGAUUCCUAGGAGUUUUCUCUAUAUUUUACUCGGACCUUUAAUAAAUCGGACGCUUCGAGCGUGAGAACUGGGAGUGUUGACUUGGCCGACUCAGCUAUCGCAGUGUGUGAAAGUUGAUGGACCUAUUACCUAUCGUAAUUAUUUUAAAAACUCUUAGGAUUACUUUCUCGAUUUCGAAUUCUCCACUCACUACACAUGCAUUCAAACAUAUCUUGCUGUUUUAUCUCUUGACUUUCCCAGUUGGAAGAAGACCUUGAGCAAAUAUCAGAACUCAUGUUGUCGUCGAAAGCCGCAGUAUUUGCGGACGAUGCCCAGCAUCUCUGUAGUCUAACGAGUGCAUUCCAGUCCACUGAUUGGCAGCCGCGUCGGAAUUUCCUAAGCUCUUCUCGCAAAAAAUCGGAGGAGUUCUUCAGUCCCACCGGUCGACCUGGGUCAGAUCCCAGGCGAACUGGCCCAUUCAAAGGCCCGUCCAGCACGAAAGAACGCUUUGCUCAGAGACUUAAGCAACAUAGAUUCCGUAGAGCUUCUUCAGACAUCCUCUUGCGCGGCACAAAGUGGUUAAAUGCUGGCAAGCGAAGACAUCGUAUGGCCGACAGUGGGGGCAGCGGCUCCGGAUCCCAGCGCUCACUUCAAGCAGUACCCUCUACUUCUAAGAACAUAAAGAUGCGCGGUAUGCGUGCCGGUAUCAAGUGCUCGUCCUCUGGUUUACGUCCAUCCGUUGGUGCCGCUGAUAGCAGCAUUAGUCCUGCCACAGGAAAUCAGCCAGGUCAUCUGAUGUCUCCACGAGGUGGUCGGGGUCGCGGAAAUUCAGCCUGUCCCUCUCCACCUAUGCUUUCGGCAUCUCGGACUACGACGUCCUCCAAGUCUCGCAUCCUGGAACAGAACUCCCGAUCGGCACUGCCCUAUUCACGCCACGUACCUUCUCAUGGUGCUAAUAUUGGUGGAUCGUCGCACAAGUCAGCAGGUGACGCCAGAAAACGGACGCGCAACAGCUCAGUGAACCCAGAAGACUCCCGCCGACAAGGGGUUAGCAGUAAUACUUGUGAUGCGGACAGCGCUUCCGACCAGAGUGACUAUGAUUCCAAUUCAGAUGGUGCCGCUUCUCUGAGGGAGCCGAGGGUCUUCGAUCUGCACAAGCGUACUCAACAUGUUUUCGGCCAGCCCAGUAGGGAUGACCCGGCAAACGGUCGCUUCAACGAAGAUAUCCUGCCUAGCGGCGAGGGCGUGGUGACGGAUCACGAUGACGACUUAACCUCCAACGACUCAACCCUCUCGAACGACGCUUAUACCGUCAACGAAAAUCGAAGUGGCAGUCGGGUCCCCAGCCCAGCCUCUAAACAACAGAUAACGACUCCCUCUACUACCAUCUCAUCCACUGCUGGUGGGAGAAGCCGAAUGACAUCUAGUUCUAUCAACUACAGCUACCGAAGCUCUCUCCGCAGAUCGGCUAACUCCCCUGAUCUGGUAGCUUCCAAGUCUUCUGAAAUGGAGCGGUCACAGAGCACAGGUUAUCAUUUAUCCAAGCGUGGCCGGUCAACGGGAACGUUGAGAAACCAUUCCGCUACCCGCAGUCCUGCCCCUCAGUCGCCAGCUGCCACCGUGACAGGCUUCGGUGGUGCCAAUUUGGUUGAUUCGGUUAACGCUAAUGAGGGCGAUGAUACCGAGGAUGAUGACAACAAUUGUGAGGAUGGCACCACUGGUACCGGCGAGCGGGUUUAUUGCCUCUGCAAGAAAGUCUCCUUCGGGGAGAUGAUUGCUUGCGACAAUAAGAGAUGCCCUAUCGAGUGGUUCCACUUCGGCUGUGUGGAUAUUCGUGUCCAGCCGAAAGGGAAGUGGUACUGUCCACAGUGUCGGGGGGAGACAUCGAAGUGCAGGCGUGGUGAUGCGUGA